Molecule: messenger RNA, 1230 nt
Organism: Gekko japonicus
Lineage: Eukaryota; Metazoa; Chordata; Lepidosauria; Squamata; Gekkonidae
Gene: SLC25A22
Product: solute carrier family 25 (mitochondrial carrier: glutamate), member 22
Exons: 10
Biological process (GO): malate-aspartate shuttle; aspartate transmembrane transport; L-glutamate transmembrane transport
Molecular function (GO): L-aspartate transmembrane transporter activity; L-glutamate transmembrane transporter activity
Source: RefSeq, a predicted model, not a curated record
AAUCUAGUUUCCACAAGCUCAAAUCUGAAUUAAAUGGCUGAUAAACAGAUCAGUUUACCUGCCAAGCUAAUCAAUGGAGGGAUAGCCGGGCUCAUUGGAGUUACCUGUGUAUUUCCUAUUGACCUGGCAAAAACUCGCCUACAGAACCAGCAGAAUGGCCAGAGGAUGUACACCAGCAUGUCCGACUGCCUCAUUAAGACCAUCCGUUCCGAAGGUUAUUUUGGCAUGUACAGGGGGGCAGCAGUGAAUUUGACGCUAGUGACUCCAGAAAAAGCCAUCAAGCUAGCUGCUAAUGAUUUCUUCCGGCAUCAUCUCUCUAAAGAUGGGUACAAGCUCUCCCUCCUCUGCGAGGACAGAUCUGCAUGUGGAAGGAAAACGUAACAGUUAGUCAGACACUAUCUGAGCACAAAUGUGGAGGUGUGUAAGUGACUAUCUGCUCUUGAUUCCUCUGCAGCGGCUCAGAAGAAACUGAUGGCGGCACAGGCUCAGCUAAGCCCUUCCACUAGUGCUGGGGCGGCAGAGUCUGUCGUGGAGGCCCGAACGACAGCUAUGCAAAUCACAAGGGAGUUGCUUCGGAACAAAGGCAUCGCUGGACUGUAUAAGGGACUUGGGGCUACAUUACUAAGGGAUGUGCCGUUUUCCAUUGUAUAUUUCCCACUGUUUGCAAACUUGAACAACCUGGGGCAGAAGAACCCCGACGUCAAGGCCCCGUUCUACGUGUCCUUCCUCUCGGGGUGCCUGGCAGGCAGCACGGCCGCCGUCGCGGUCAACCCUUGUGACGUAAUCAAGACGAGGCUGCAGUCCUUGCAGCGGGGAAUCAAUGAGGAUACAUACUCAGGGAUCACAGACUGUGCCAGGAAAAUCUGGAAGAAGGAAGGUCCUACGGCAUUUUUCAAGGGGGCUUAUUGCAGAGCCCUGGUCAUCGCCCCACUGUUUGGUAUUGCACAAGUUGUCUAUUUCAUCGGCAUUGCUGAAUUCUUCCUAGAUAUGAUUCCAAAAUGGCGGGAUUAACCCCACACACACACCUCUACCCAUCCAGCUGGAAUUCAUCGUAGUAUUCUUUGUCAUCGUGGUGUCAGAGCAACAGCACGAAGGGUUAAAGCAGUAACAGAUGGAAAGAAUGUUGUCUCCCAACGAAGUUCUUUUUUCCUUUGGUCAGCCUGGGCCCUACCAUUACCCUAGAGAGGAUACUUAGUUAUGCAUAUCUCCUUUUUGGUUAUCAUCCUCAAA